This is a messenger RNA of Acipenser ruthenus (sterlet), 7549 nucleotides long. RefSeq names its product CASP8-associated protein 2-like. Gene Ontology annotation, molecular function: transcription corepressor activity. Gene Ontology annotation, cellular component: PML body; mitochondrion. Gene Ontology annotation, biological process: Fas signaling pathway; extrinsic apoptotic signaling pathway via death domain receptors. The record is from RefSeq and is a predicted model, not a curated record. The coding region runs from base 257 to 6217 and encodes 1986 amino acids. The transcript is spliced from 10 exons. Lineage: Eukaryota; Metazoa; Chordata; Actinopteri; Acipenseriformes; Acipenseridae.
UGUGUAUUUGCAUUUCUUCUGCAUUUUCUGGUUCAUAUAUCAGAACCUCAGUUUCCGCUAGGCGGGAGGUUGUUUCUUACUGCGCCGGACCGCGGGAAAGUGUCGUAAUUUCCGGUUAGGUAGGGGCUGUACUAGGGUUGGCGCGGCUGGAGUACAACACAGGAUACGGCAAAACAGCACUGGGAACAUAAUUCAACACUUUCCUUCUUCGGACCCCAGGUGCACUUGCAUGGAGAAUUUGUAAGCAGUUAACAACAUGGAAUCCGGUUAUCUUGAUGACUUGUAUGGUGACUUUGGCCAAGGUAGUUCUGAUUCGCCUGUGGCCUGUGACGAGAGCUCCUUGGAUAUUUAUUCUGGGCUGGACCAUGAAAACAGUCCCAGAUGCAGCUCGAAUGCAGAAAAAUGUGCCAACCCCUUUUCACCUCUGAGGACUAAAGAUUCUUUUGAUUUAUAUGAAGAAGUCCUUGCCGAAGAAAGGAAGGAGAGGGAAACCUCACACAGUGAGUUGGUGGCGAAGUUGGAGAAAACUCAGACCCAUGUUAAAGAAUUACUUUGCAAACUACAGGAAAUGCAGAAUCAGAACAUUGGUCUGAAUAAUGAAAAUAUGCUCCUAAAAAAGAACAUAUCUGCACUUAUCAAAACAGCCCGGAUGGAAAUUGUACGCAAGGAUGAAGAAAUCAGCAGACUUCAACAGAGGAGUGGGAGGGGUGGAUUUAAUCAGUAUUGUCCUCGGUCUUCGCCUAACUUUCAGAGGUAUGUGAACACCAGGCAAGGGAACACAGAUGGCCCAAGUGGAGGGGGAGGUUCCUCUACUGACGCAUCACGGGGGACCAGGAAUACAUGUAUUCAGAGUGCUGGAGCAAAUAACACCAGCCAGCUGCCAGAGAAAGCAGCUACUGGAACUGUACAAGAAGACUCUUCAGCUCACGUGCCAAUCCGUCAGAACAGUAUAUCAUCAAGUCAUGAUGUAUUGGGAUCUGAUAAACCAGUCCCAUGUUCUAGUGACAAUUAUGUUAAUGAUUCUAGAGACAUGGAACACUUGCGCAGAGAGGCAGCUGGGAAAGUCCACAAACAAGCUACCAAGUCCUGUAUGGAAACUACAGCAAAGCAACUGACUGUUACAGAAAAAUGGACCACGGAGGCCCAGGAGAGCAGAGAAAGAAAGCUCAGAUACCAGGAGGAACGAAAUCACAACGUUAGGAUUGGCAUCAGUGGUAAAAAAGAGGAAAGGUCAAGAGAGAGGGAGAUGGCAGGAAGAGAGUUUAAAGAGUCUGAAAAAGAUAGGGAAAAGCAAAGCCGACGGAGAAGUGCGCACACUGAGAGAGAGCAGCAGAGGAGAUCUGGGAAGGGAAAGAGUCCUCCACGCUCAAAGAACCAAAGUCCUCGGUUGGAGAGUUCAAGACAUCUAUCUAGCGAAUUCAACAGUUCAAAAAAUCGUCAGAAAGAUACUGAACUGGUAAGCAGGAGCAGUCGGCAGGAUCCGAAACACCGUCAAGACCAGGAAAGGUCAGAGAAGAGAGCCCCAGAGUCCAGCAUAAAAGAAGGAAAGCACAACAGCAGUUCCUUUAGAAGCCAACAUGGGGACAAAGCUGUGACCUCUUCAAGUAGAAAAGAGAAGAGCCCCACCAGAGACAGACACAGAAAAGAAGAGCGGAGGAGAGAAGAGGAGAAAAGAAACAAGGGAGACAAAAGUAAGACCGAGAGAAGGAAAGACGAGGGUAAAAGGAAAGAAGAAGAAAAGAAAGGGGACAGCAAAAUAGAUGAAAAAAGGAGGCAUGAGGAAACAAAGCUUAAUUCCAGUGUCUGCAGAAAAGACUCUGAACCCAAAAAGAAGUCUGCAAAUCAAGACACAAGUGCAGAGUCUGUAAAUGGGGUUCAGAUCCAGGGUAGCACAGUGCAAAAACUUGCAGUCAAUGAUGGUCAAUCGGGCCAAGAAAACAGCACAGAAGAAAAUGGCAGGAAUAGGAAACUCUGUUUCAUGGAAACGCUUAAUCUCACGCUUUCACCUGUGAAAAAACCAAAGAUGUCCACCGGGGAAGGGGAGCUCGAAAAGAGGCUUUCUGGAGAGGGAGAGUUGGCGGGUGAUUGUGGGGAAGCACGACAGUCAGAUUUUUUUGGUGAUGGAUACGUUGUGCUAGAUGAGGCUGAAACAAGCAGUGAAUCAUCAGAACAGGAUAGAGAGGUUUCAGAGGUUCUCAAUACUCAUUCUCAAAAGACACAUUCAGACUGUGUUGCAGAAAUUGAUUUGGAGAGUCUCCCAGCCGCUAAUGAUGCAGAUAGUGAAAAGAUCCCUUUCCCUCUUAAUAUGAUGGAGCAAGAUGUUGUAUCUUUAAAAGAAACUAUACAAGUAGAUGCUGCUGUUGUGGAUGCACCUGUCCAACCUUUGGCAGCAGACUGUGAUGCUAUAAAAGCUGAACUCCUAACCAAAGAACCAGAAGUGUGUGCCACAACUGCCAAGACAACGACCUGUGAUGAUACUGUGCAAGCUCUUGAUGCUGUUGUAGGUGCUGAGGCCCACAAUGAUACUGAUGUCCACCAUGUUGCCAUAGUUAGUGAGGCCCAGAAAUUGAUUGGAAAUGACAAGACCCUUGACAAGUCAAAUACUCAAUUUCCCAUUGUGACCUUAGAGGCUGAAGCCUGUAAAAUGACUACAGAUAAUGAAGAUCACAUAGUUUUAGACAUUACCGUGGGCAACGUUGCUCACGACUUUACUGUAGAUACACACACUGACAUUACUGCUGACACUGAGGUGCAUGAUAUUAAUGUUCAGACAAAACACAAGAGCUGUACAGCAGAAGCAGAGGCCCGGGCUGUUACCAUAGGUGAUGUGGCCAAUACUGUUAUAAACACAGCAUCCCAAGAUGUUACCAUGGACACAGAGUCAAAUAAUAGUUCUACAGAUUUAGUAUCCAGUACUGACACCAUAGAAACAGAACCGCUAAGUUCUGACAAAACUGUGAUGCAUGAAAACAAUUUAGCAAUAACUCAAAAUUCAGAUUACGAGGAAGACUUCACAGCUGAAAAUCCAGACAUGGAUACGAGUUCACGGUGCAAUCGGACGAAAAACAGUUUGAUAAAAGAAAGCAGCAAAGCUAGGAGUGGAUUGCUGUUGGCACAGCAGGAAGAAAGUAGCAUUUCAUCAACGUUGCAGGAAUCGAGUGGAGAUCUAGCCUUCGCUGAUACGACCAGCUGUCAUUUGCAGCCGGAUUCCAGUGAAUGUGACACACUGGAUGCUGGGCCGUCUCAUUCAGAGCCUCUGCCUAAGGGCCCUGCAGAAGUGCUGCUUCAUGAUGAGGAUUCUAUGCUGGUUGCCCUGAAAACCAUCCGUCGCAUUCCUGAGAUUAUCAGUCCCCUAACAAGCCCCGCUCGACCCCUGAAGAGAAGUCCAAGGCACGAGUGCCCAGGCAAGCCACCAUAUGUAAGGAGCUUAGACAAGGAAUUAUCUGGCAUUCUUAAAAGCUUCACUCCAGAAACAAAAAUUAUGGAAGUGAACAAGGAGAAUCAGGAGCCAGAAUGUAGCUCUCUGGAAGAGACAAAGGAAAAUGGAAGCUCCUCGUCAUCAUCUGUGAAGGAUGAAUUAGAAGAAGGAGAAAUUGUGAGUGACAACGAGGAAGAAGAGAAGCAGGUGGUGAUCCCCUGUACUCGCCAGAUAAAAGAGAGUCCUGGGCUUGUGAAGAAGCCAAGCAGUCCUAAGGCUAGAACCCCAGCUAAGCAGGUCAAACCAGCAGCUUCGCAAGGCAACAUUGCAAAGAAAAGCAAAACCAACUCAACAGCAAUAAAAAACUCUCAGUCCCCCUCAAACAAAUCCCCUUCAAAUAAGAGACGCUUUCAAACUGUUAUGACAUCUUUGUCAAGCUCAGAUCCUUCCUCUAUACACGAGGUUAUGGACAUGCUAAAGUUUAUACGCAAGCAAAUAAGGAAAAAGUACAUGAAGCUGCACAAAAGCUUUCCGGCGAAAACAUUCUACAACGUCAUUCAAAUGUCCCUUUUGGAGUUCACAGAGUUUGUUAAGAAUCUAAACUGCUCCAAACUGUCCAACUCGGAACAGAACUUGAAGUCCCAACUCUGCAAGAUCAUUACAGCGAUGCUGAAGCAGAUUUCCAACAACGGUAUUGUCAAUCGCAUCUUUGAGCAGAAGGCUCCCAAUCUCAAAAGCAAGCUCUGGAUCUUUGUGGAGCAGCAAUUUGACUUCUUGUUCAGAGAACUGCAGGCUGCUCUGAUUAAUCUGUGCGAAUGUGCUGAUCUGGGGCAACCUUCAGAUGAGAAGGGAAAGAAGGAUAAAGACCAUAUGAAGAAAGAAACUAAGGAGGACAAGAAGACGCCGAUCAAAUCGCCAAAGACCCCGGUCAACAAAGCGAAGAGGAAGGCCUUAGAGACUGAACCAAAGUCUGAUUCGAAAAAGCAGAAAAAGUUAUUUAAGUCCCCAAACUUUAAAUCCUCAAGUACUGGCUUAGGAAGUAGGGGCAAAAACCUAAAUAACUACAAGGAGGAUAAAGCAAAACAUGAUAUAGAGUCAUCGAAUAAGGUUUUCAAACAAAACCCUGGCUUGUGUACUGUUAAUACACGAAACACAGUGGAAUUGCCUAAAAAAGAUGUUGCUCCCACAAUAAACCCAGCCACUUUUACCCCAAGGAAACCUUUAAAUGUCCCUGACAAAUCAGAUUUCAGUUUUGAAAUCUUAACAGAGCAGCAGGCAUCCAGCCUGACUUUCAACCUGGUCACAGACUCUCAGAUGGGGGAGAUCUUUAAGUGUUUGCUGCAGGGGUCUGACCUGCUGGAGCAGAGUACUUCUGGGGUGGAGAGCCACAGCUGGCUGGUUGGGACUCCUCGGAAGGCAGCUCCUGGUGAAGAGAAGUUGUUCAUGUUGCCCACCCCGAGCAAAGCUUUAACACCGAUGAAAGUCUCAGCCGCUACCCCUUGGUCUGUUAUCAGUCCUGAGAAAUUCCCUGCUUUUGGUGGAAGAAUUGGGCUACCACUGAACCCAGCUGUGUUAGAUGAGAGCUGUAUGUUGGAAGUCCCUUGUGCUAAUUCGGUGGAUACAGAAGCCACAUGUUCCUCCCUUCCACAGUGGUCAAUCUCUCAUUCUAUGUUGACAGAAGACCUGGCGGUUUCCCUCACCAUCCCUUCCCCACUAAAAUCAGACAGUCACCUGAGCUUUUUGCAGCCACAACACGAGGAGGUCACGGCUGUUCCGGAUAGCGUCCUCAGUGCCCAUUAUAGUGAAGAUGCCUUUUGUGAUGGGGAGGAUGCCACUGAGCAGGACAUCCACUUGGUGUUGGAUUCAGACAACUCCAGCAGCAGCUCCGAUAGCAGCACCACCUGGCCCAGCCAGGCCAUUCCACCUGGCUUCCAGUUCAAACCCCAUCUGCCAAUGCAGGCCGUGGUUAUGGAACGAUCCAACGACCACUUUAUUGUUAAAAUCAGACACACGUCUACCAGUGUCCCCUCAGAAACUGAGCAGAAGUCUCUGAGCAGUGAGAGUAAGUUACUUGAACCCUUGGAAGAUAAGGAAAUGCAACCGUGCACAACAAAUGCAAAUGCAGCUGUGGCAAUUUGCAAUGGGACUCCUGGCAAAACGGUCAUAAACGCUUUAUGUGACAACACAGAUUUGCAUUUAGGUAAGGAGAGUUCUUCAAAGGUAUUAAAUUCAAUGAAUAGUCCUGCUUCUAAUCAGUAUACCAGAACAUUAUCAGGAACUGAGGAGGACGAUUCUUCUGAUCAGGGGGCUUCUCAGAACUGCUCGCUGCCGAUUGGGCGAUCCCAAGACCACAGUGAGUCUGAGCAGUGCGGUGCGGAGUGCUCUGGCAGCAACAAGCGGAAGAGGUGCCAUUCUGAGCCCGCUGCAAAGAAACCAAAAAGAGACCCGACCCCCGUCUGCAAAGGCAAGAGGAAAAAGACAAAGAAGUCUGAAGAAAGAAGCAGUCAUUCUAAAAAAGGAGGAAAAACCCCCAGCAUAAAGAAGUGUAGAAGAUCCUUUCCUGCACAGUCACCCAACAGCCUGUCAGCCAAGAAUGUCGUCAAAAAGAAAGGAGCGGUUUUGGUAGCAUGGACAAGGGAUGAUGACCGGGCUAUUCUGGUUGACAUCAAGAAGCAAGGGGCUUCGGAAAAAACCUUUUGCUCACUGGCCUCCAGGUUAAACAAGUCUCCAUCUCAGGUUUAUGAGAGGUUUGGCCAGCUGAUGAAACUGUUCAAGAAGACUGAAAAAAUGAACAGCUGAAAAUCUUCAUUGGACAGUGCUUUUAGUUGUUGAACUGUGUGAAAUGCACAGAGUUUGAAGGUACUGGCUCAUACGUGCAGGUAAAGAACUGGGCAGUGUGCCUCUGUGCUUGUACCCUCUGCAUUCCAGUGGUGUGUGUAGAGAAGAACAUAAACACCUGGUGAGUAUGCAGCCGAGAUCCAGAUGGGCACUGGAUCCAGGUGUUAAUCACACUGCCCGGGGGCCUGUCUGCAUUAGUGAUGAGGAUAGGCUACAGACCCAGAGCUGCUUAGGGACACACAAGAGGUGAUAGCCAAUGGGAGCUCAAGCAGUCCCAUUUUAUUUUCUCCUGCUUGUGGUUGGUGUUUGAAGCCUAAUUAUGACAGUUUUCAGUUUAAGGGUUACUUAAUACCCUGUAGUAUUUACUGAAAAUGAUAACCUAACAUUUUCUCUCUCCUAUGAUUUAUUUUACAUAAUCACUUUUUUUUUAAUAAUAAUGAGACUUGAAAUUCAAAAAUGAAUGGUUGCAUUGGAUGAGACAUUAUUGGGUACUGUACUCUGUGGGUUAGAAGAUUCCUUGCAGACCUCAGUUGUAUCCUCUUCCAGUAUUGACACCAUGCACAGCGGAGCGAUGCACCAGUAACUGGAAGUGAAGGAACUAAAAUGUAAUACAAUUAUCUGUCCAGAAGCAAGCUCUACCUCAGCAAUCACUGCGAUCCCAACAGUAAGACGGUGUAUAGCGUUGGGAGAAGUUAUGCUAAUGAAAUGUAACAGGGCGCUUGGUAAAUGUAUGCAAUAACUGAUUAUAGGAGAUUCAUCGGUGAGCCCAUUUUCAGUUAAACAUUUGUCUUUUUUAAAACACUGUACAGUUUUAGAAAAUGGCUGUGAAGCCUAGAUAAAUGAACCCAUCCACCAAUAUUAGGACAAUGCACCAGAAUUAAACUGUGGAUUUUAUUUAUUUAUAUUUUUGUUACACGACCACCCCUCCCUCUCUUGUACAGUGUUUUCUAGACAUAUUCAUUGAUGUACUGGGGUCAGUAUAAAGUGAAGAUUUCAUUCAAGGUAUCACGAUUUUCUGAUCCAUACUGCUAAUGUAAAACAUUGUAAAUGUAGGGUUUUUUUUAUUUAUUUUAUUACUUUUCUUUUAUUUUUAUGAUGACUUUGUUUCUACUAAAUCUGGCUACAAGUAAAACAUGUACAGUUUAAGUUGUAAAUAAUGUUCUUAAUUUAUUUUUCCUUCCAUUGUGCAGAGUAUUCUAUGUAUUAACAUGUCCCAUUUUAAUGUUGAUGUAAUCUUCUUAAAGGCACAGAAGUCCUCAUUGUCCAACUUUCAUAUAAAGUUUAUAGCUGACA